Ceratitis capitata (Mediterranean fruit fly) is the source of this 1647-nucleotide messenger RNA. It is a transcript of the gene T3dh, whose product is annotated as probable hydroxyacid-oxoacid transhydrogenase, mitochondrial. Bases 188 to 1573 code for a protein of 461 amino acids. The record is from RefSeq and is a predicted model, not a curated record. The transcript is spliced from 5 exons. NCBI's taxonomy places the organism in Eukaryota, Metazoa, Arthropoda, Insecta, Diptera, Tephritidae. Gene Ontology annotation, cellular component: mitochondrion. Gene Ontology annotation, molecular function: metal ion binding; alcohol dehydrogenase (NAD+) activity.
CCCCAACCAACAUCAAUUAGUUAAAUAAAUUUUGUACUCAAUUCUGCUCGUUUAUUGGUGGGUGAGUGCCAGCAGAGCCUCGCCACUUUCAGAUAUCAACUAACAGCGCAGCUUAUCAGUAGCAUUGGCCAGCUGAUCGUAAACUAUUUAGUAAACAACAAGUCUUAUUUAAUUACGCCGAGAGAAAAUGUCGCGAAAAAGUGCAAUUAAUCUAAUGCAAGCCAUAGUAAGCAAAUCCUGUCCCGCACACUCACAUGGAUAUAGUUCCGGCACUUUGGCUAGCCAGGCGGGUAAGAAGGAAUAUGCUUUUGAGAUGUCAUCGUCAACGGUGCGUUUCGGACCAGGCGUCUCUGCAGAACUUGGUGCCAAUCUACGCAAUUGGGGUGCAAAGUCUAUUUGUUUGAUUACUGAUAUUAAUGUUGCAAAAUUACCGAGUGUUCGUACAGCACUUGAUUCGCUCAGCCGUCAUGGCAUACAGUAUGAAGUCUAUGAUAAGACACGCGUUGAACCGACUGAUGAAAGUUUAUGGGCUGCUGUGACCUUUGCAAGGGGAAAACAAUUUGAUGCUUUUGUUGCUAUAGGUGGUGGCUCUGUUAUUGACACAUGCAAAGUGGCGAAUUUGUUUUCAUGUGAUAAAGAAGCGGAAUUUCUUGAUUACGUUAAUAAACCAAUUGGAAGUGGCAAAGAGAUUAAUGUUGAUUUGAAACCGUUGAUCGCACUGCCAACCACGUCGGGCACCGGUUCAGAGACUACCGGUGUGGCAAUUUUUGAUUACAAAAAACUGCAUGCCAAAACGGGUAUUUCCAGUAAAUUUUCAAAGCCAAAAUUAGCUAUCAUUGAUCCUCUACAUACACUCACACAGCCUGAGCGUGUGACGGCAUUUUGUGGCUUUGACGUUUUUUGCCAUGCACUUGAAAGUUUUACCGCCGUAGAUUAUCGUGAACGCGGUCCAGCACCGGCUGACCCCAGCUUACGACCACCAUAUCAAGGGCGUAAUCCCAUUUCAGAUGUUUGGGCCCGCUAUGCACUACAAAUUAUACGUGAGAAUUUCAUAAAUGCCAUCUACGAGCCUGAUAACUUGGAAGCACGCUCACGUAUGCAUUUGGCCUCCACCAUGGCUGGUGUGGGUUUUGGAAAUGCUGGCGUACAUCUAUGUCAUGGCUUGUCCUACCCUAUUUCGGGUAAUGUGCGCCAAUAUCGUCCAGCGGGUUACGCGGAUACACAUGCUAUUGUACCACAUGGUCUCUCGGUUGUUAUGAGUGCUCCUGCUGUUUUCCAGUUUACCGCGGCUGCCUGUCCAGAACGUCAUUUGGAGGCUGCGAAAAUACUAGGUGCUGACACCAGUAAUUCCAAGUUGUCAGAUGCCGGGCGUAUUUUAGCAGACACUGUUCGUACAUUUAUGCAACGAGCUGGUAUUGAAAAUGGGCUUAAGGCUCUUGGUUUCAAUAGUGGUGACAUUCCAGCAUUAGUGGAAGGCACUUUGCCGCAGGAACGCAUAACGAAACUAGCGCCUCGCGAGCAAAGUCAUGAGGAUUUAGCGAAAUUAUUUGAGAAUUCCAUGGAAAUAUAUUGAAAGACAAUGCGAUAUAUGUAUAAACGUGCAUACCUUUAUUUUUAUUUUGCCUGAAUAAAUCCGUAUAAUAUUUU